GCGCUGGGUUUGUGGGGGGAGUUGUCUAGCGGUGGGAAGCAGACGGUGCGCCGUGGUCCUGGUGUCUCUGCAUCUGCGAGCGCUGAUACAUUCACUGCGGGUGUAGGAGCGGGGCAAGUGGGAGAGAGAGUGUGUGGAGAGGGGAGGGGGCCAUACAUCACUGCGGGUGCAAGAGCGGGGAGAGGAAGAGAGAGAGAGCGAGCGAGCGAGUGAGAGCGUGUGGAUUAUUUCUUUAUUUUUAACAGCAGCCACAAGCGUGAGGAUCUCUCUGCUCCAGACGCCGCGUUCCGCAGAAGACUGCAACACGUUCCGGCUUGACAGCUACGUGCUUUGUCAGAUGUUAAGAGUCUACCCCCCCCGCCCCGCUAACCUCCUUGUCUCUGGGUUCUGGCUCAGCAUCUGAGUAGUGGAGAGCUCUUCUCGCUUUCCUCUUCUUUACAAAGAAGGUUGUUGGUUUGGAGCUCCGUGUCAAUUGAAUCGCAUCGAUAUUCUAUAUCCAUUGAGAAGUGCGGGACGCCAAACAAGUGGGCAAUUGCCCGGGGAGCCAGAUCCUUCGUCCCAACAGUGCCUUGACAUUGGCUCGGUUUCCGACAGGUUGGCAGUAUCGACGGAACUCUCUAUUCGAUCUCCACCGCCGCUCAACGCGCUCCGCUUACCCGCACCCACCCACUGCGGAGAAAUCUGAGACGGCCUGCGGUGCGGCGAGGGAGCGACCGACAGAUUGCCAAAGAAACAACGAGCAGGGGAGAGAGGGGGACGGAGAGACGGAGAGAGAGAGAGAGAGGAGCAAUGCACAGACUGCGGCAGAGUCUGAGACAGAGAAAAGAGAACUACGUCCCGGAGGCGAGUCGCCCUCACCAGUGGCAGUCGGAUGAGGAGGCGGUGAGACGCGGGCAAUGCAGUUUCCCUGUCAAGUACCUGGGCUGCGUGGAGGUGGAAGAUUCGAGGGGAAUGCAAGUGUGCGAGGAAGCCAUCAAACGCCUCAAGUCUAGUCAGAAGUUUCCGAUAUCGUUCUUCUCCAGAAGCGGUCAGAAGAAAACGCGAGCCAUGCUGUGGGUGUCGGCCGACGGACUGAGAGUUGUGGAGGACAGCACCAAGGACCUCAUCGUCGACCAGCUGAUCGAGAAGGUGUCGUUCUGCGCGCCCGACCGAAACCUCGAGCGAGCCUUCUCCUACAUAUGCCGCGACGGCACGACGCGCCGCUGGAUGUGCCACUGCUUCAUGGCCGCUCGCGACUCGCAGGGGGAGCGGCUGAGUCACGCGGUGGGCUGCGCCUUCACCGUGUGCCUGGAGCGCAAGCAGCGGCGCGAGAAGGAGUGCGGCGUCACCGCCACGUUCGACGUCGACCGCACCAGCUUCAUGCGCGAGGGCUCCUUCCGGGGCGGGCGCUCCCCCGGCGGGCCCACCGCGGACGGCAGCGGCGGCGCCGAUGGAGUCCACCGCCACCACCACCACCACCACCGCCGUGGCGGCGGCUCCGAGGACGACAAGCCGGCCAGCGACUGCGGCGUGGCCAACGGCGCCCUGUGCACGGCGAGCGACCGCCCGAGGCCCGCCGUCGAGACGGCGCCGUCCCCGAACGCCCGCUCCCCGCUGGCCACGCCGUCGCCGUCCUCGCCCCCGCCGCCGUCCCCCGCGCCGAUCGCCGCGACCGCCGCCGCCGCCGCCGGCGUUGUCGCGGCGGCGGCGGGCAGCUGGGGAGCGGCCACGUGCGCUGUCCCGCGGCGGCGCGCGCCGCUCGAACAGAUGGCGCGCCAGGGCUCGUUCCGAGGGUUCCCGGCGCUCGUGCAGGGCUCCUCGCCCUUCAAACGGCAGCUGUCGCUGCGCCUGGACGAGCUGCCAUCGACGCUGCAGCGCCGCUCGGGACUCGACAGCGUGGACUGCGGCUUGUCUGGCGACACCGCGGAGGCUGGCGGGCACGCGGACACGCUCUGCGCCCAGAUGAACUCAACGAGGCUGGCGCCAAGUUCCCCGAGCGACCCCUUCUGCUCCCCGUCGGCAGACAACGGGCCCCGCAUCGCCUCCCCUGCGGCAGGGAACGUCCCCUGGGCCCCCGUGGCCGCUCGCGAGAUGGCGACGCUUGCCGGGGUAAAGCCGAUGAGCCUGUCUGAGGCGGAGCAGUGGCUGGCCGACGUGGCGCGUGCCGUCACCACGCCGUGCCCCUCGCCGCUGACGCCGCGCUCGCCCCCGGCGGCCGCGCUGCUGCCGCUGCCUGUGGCCCGCUACCAGGCCCCUCCGACGGCGCUGCCGAUGACGGCCCACACGGGCCCGUACUCGUCCCCACUGCUCCAGCACCAGCAGCAACAGCAGCAGCAGCAGCACCGCACGGGGAUGACGCCGUCGCAAAUGGCCGCGUCGGUCUUCAGCAAGACGGGGUCGCCGAAGGUGGCGUCGGCGGCGGGCGCGGUGCGAGCCGCCACGGGCGCCGUCUUCGCGUCCCGGCAGACGACCGCGGUGUUCGGCGGCGGCGGCAAUGGCGGCGGCAAUGGCUCGGCGUCGUGGGCCCCGCGCGACUCGCCGGUGCCGGCGGCGUACGCCGGAGCGCCGCGCCCCCCGGCGCUGCCGCAGGCGGACUCGUUUGAGAGCCGCUGGGCUGCGGCUCAGGCCGACAGCCACAAGUCGUGCCUCAGCCCCCCGAGGGGCGACCCCUUCUGCGCGGACGCGUUCAAAACCUUCGAGAUUCGCCUGUGAUGCCGACGUCGGCCCGGCGUGCGUCGCGCGUGGGUGCGCGCGGGGCAGGAAGGGAACUGCGUUGUGUCAGCGGCAGUCCUGUAGCGUGACCCCGUAUGAAGGUGCGGGGGCGUCCCAAAACUC
This is a messenger RNA of Petromyzon marinus (sea lamprey), 2814 nucleotides long. RefSeq names its product numb-like protein. Lineage: Eukaryota; Metazoa; Chordata; Hyperoartia; Petromyzontiformes; Petromyzontidae. The record is from RefSeq and is a predicted model, not a curated record. Gene Ontology annotation, cellular component: cytoplasm.